This is a messenger RNA of Alnus glutinosa, 1859 nucleotides long. RefSeq names its product glucan endo-1,3-beta-glucosidase 7-like. The transcript has 5 exons. Gene Ontology annotation, biological process: carbohydrate metabolic process. Gene Ontology annotation, cellular component: plasma membrane. NCBI's taxonomy places the organism in Eukaryota, Viridiplantae, Streptophyta, Magnoliopsida, Fagales, Betulaceae. Bases 100 to 1473 code for a protein of 457 amino acids. The record is from RefSeq and is a predicted model, not a curated record. Gene Ontology annotation, molecular function: hydrolase activity, hydrolyzing O-glycosyl compounds.
UCCAUUCCCUUAUCGCUUUCCCUCUCUGUCUUAAAUCUUUUUGUCAUACUUUCUUUCUUGCUUCUUUUUCUGACACCGCGAGAGACCAAGUGCGCGACCAUGGCAACGCUUUCACUUUUUCUCUCUCUCUCCCUCCUCAUCUCCGCUUUUAACUUUGCAGAACCUCAAUCAUUUAUCGGUGUAAACUAUGGCCAAGCCGCGGACAACCUUCCACCCCCGGCGGCGACCGUGAACCUCCUCAAGUCCACGACUAUUGGAAAAGUCCGGCUCUACGGUGCCGACGGUGCCAUCAUCAAGGCCCUUGCUGGCACAGGCAUCGAAAUCGUUAUCGGUGCUGCCAACAGCGAGAUUCCGGCGCUGGCCUCCGACCUGAACUCGGCGACUGCAUGGGUGAACUCGAACGUGGUCCCCUACUACCCCGCCAGCAACAUCACGCUCAUCACCGUUGGCAACGAGGUCUUGAUGACCAUGGAUCAGGGCUUGAUCUCUCAGCUCCUUCCGGCCAUGAGGAAUGUCCAAAAUGCCCUCAAUUGGGCCUUUCUCGGAGGCAAGGUCCGGGUCUCCACGGUCCACUCCAUGGCCGUGUUGAGCCAGUCCUACCCACCCUCCUCUGGAUUGUUCAAUCCGGUGUUCCAGGACCCGCUCCGAGGCUUGUUGGAGUUCCAGAAGGACAAUGGCUCGCCCUUCACCGUCAAUCCCUAUCCUUUCUUUGCAUACCAAAGCGAUCCCAGGCCCGAAAUGCUCGCGUUUUGCCUGUUCCAGCCCAACUCCGGCCAUGUCGACUCGGGAAACGGAAUCAUGUACAUGAACAUGUUUGACGCUCAGGUGGAUGCUGUACGAUCUGCCCUGAAUGCAAUGGGAUUUAGAGAUGUUGAGAUUAUGAUUGCUGAGACGGGCUGGCCGUACCAUGGGGACAACAAUGAAGUUGGCCCUAGUAUUGAGAAUGCAAGGGCCUAUAAUGGGAAUUUGAUUGCACACCUUAGAUCAAUGGUUGGGACACCUCUAAUGCCUGGAAAAUCCGUGGAUACAUAUAUCUUUGCCUUGUAUGAUGAGAAUUUGAAAUCUGGACCAGCCUCUGAACGUGCAUUUGGGCUUUUCAAGCCUGACCUUAGCAUGAUUUAUGAUGUCGGUCUUUCAAAGGCUGGCCUGACUCCAUCCACUACAACUCCUGCCAACCCAUCUCCCAAACCAACUGCAGCAAGCUGGUGUGUUCCUAAGGUUGGCGUUUCUGAUGCUCAAUUGCAGGCAGAUCUUGACUAUGCUUGUGGCCAAGGCAUUGAUUGCGGCCCGAUCCAACCAGGAGGCGCCUGCUUUGAACCAAACACUGUAUCAUCACAUGCUGCCUUUGCCAUGAAUCUCUAUUUCCAAACCUCUGCAAAGAAUCCAGGGGACUGUGAUUUCUCUCAAACCGCAACCCUCACAUCCAUAAAUCCUAGUUACAAUGCUUGCAUUUAUCCAGGUGGGAGUACCUGAGAGGCUGCGUAAUCCCAUUAGAUGUCAAAGAAGAAAUUAAUGAUUAAAUAAAUAAUAAGUGUGUGCCUUUUCUUGAAUCUCUCGAGUUGUCGAGGAUUCUUACUUCUUACUUAAGUUUUGGCCCAUUGGGGUAUAGUAUCUUGUAAUUUUGUUUGCAUUAAGCCUAAGCUUUGCUUUGGCCUUAGUUUGUAGUUUCUUUUCGACUAUCCAUAAAUAAAAAAUAAAUAAAUAAGUAAAAAAUAAAUAUAAAAAAUAUACUAUAGUUUUGGAAUAUAUAUAUAUUGGUGUAGCCAAUCUCUCUAUCUCUCUUCGUAAGUACUUAUUCUUGAUUCAAUAAAGUAAUGUUAGGUUGGAGAGAAGCGUAAUUUUUCCUCCAAAUUGAGUUA